ACAAAAAACAAAACGGUUUCUUUGUAUCAUUCUCCGCUCUUCUUGUUCAUUCCCAUUUUCGAACUCGAAUUUUAUCUUAACAUUUUUUAUUCAAAUACAUUUUCAUAACACGCAUUCCAUUUUUUUCCCUUCAUUCAUUUAUGCAUUUCUUCCUCUGCAGCCUCUCAUCACCAUCAUCAUCAUCAUCAUCAUGGCGGGUCUAUACUCUUCUUCAAGACCCAUUGCCUCUUCUUCAUCUUCAUCUCAAGCCCCUAUUAAUUCUCGUCUUCUCUUGCUCUUGACUCUCCUUCCUCUCACCCUCGCUUCCUUCGCUUUCGUUCUUCAAUGGCGGGGCGAAUUGACCGACCCGGUUGCCCGAUGGUUCCCCGAUCACCAUGAAUUCCCCGGCAUGGUCAACACUUUCACUGACCUUACCAUCCGGAAUUCAAGGUCGGGCUGUUUUGAUCCUCUGGGUCGCAGCAACUCUCCUUCGUUCCCUUAUUUUAGGGACUGGAAGUUUGAUUUCGGGUCGGAUCUGAAGCCUAAGAUAUGUAUUACAUCAAGUACUUCUGCAGGGCUAGAACAGACUUUACCAUGGAUCUUUUAUCACAAGGCUAUUGGUGUUUCAAAUUUUUUUCUUUUUGUGGAGGGGAUGGCUGCCUCUGCUAAUGUAUCAAAAGUCUUGGAAUCGAUUCCAGGGGUGAAAGUCAUAUUCAGAACAAAAGAAUUAGAGGAACAACAGGCUAAAAGCCGCAUCUGGAAUGAGAGUUGGCUGGCAAGCUUCUUCUACAAACCAUGUAAUUAUGAAUUAUUUGUGAAGCAAUCCCUGAAUAUGGAGAUGGCUAUUGUCAUGGCAAGGGAAACAGGCAUGGAUUGGAUUUUUCAUCUAGACACCGAUGAGCUAAUACACCCAGCAGGAGCUCGAGAAUACUCUUUGAGACAGUUGCUGUUAGAUAUACCUGAACAUAUUGAUAUGGUUGUAUUCCCGAAUUAUGAGAGUAGUGUUGAGCGAGAUGAUAUCAAGGAACCUUUCAGUGAGGUAUCUAUGUUCAAGAAGAACUAUGACCAUCUUCCCAAAGACGUAUAUUUUGGCAAUUAUAAAGAUGCAACACGUGGAAAUCCAAACUACUUCCUAACAUAUGGAAAUGGGAAAUCAGGUGCUCGUAUUCAAGAUCAUCUUCGUCCUAAUGGUGCUCACAGAUGGCACAACUACAUGAAGAACCCAAGUGAGAUCAAAUUGGAUGAGGCUGCUGUCCUGCAUUAUACAUAUACCAAAUAUUCUGAUUUGACUUCAAGACGUGACCGGUGUGGCUGCAAGCCUACGAAGGAGGAUGUUAAAAGAUGCUUCAUGCUGGAAUUUGACAGAGCUGCAUUUAUAAUUGCCUCAACUGCAACAGAGGAGGAGAUGUUGCACUGGUAUCGCGAGCACAUUGUUUGGACUGAUAAAAUCCUGAAUGGGAAACUUCUGAAGAAGGGUAUUUUGACUCGCAUUUAUGCUCCAAUGGCCAUUAUUCAAGCAAUGAGGGAAUCUGGGGUCUUCAGUUCAGUAAUUGCACUGGCAGAGGUGGGCCUCUCAAAGGACAAAUUUUUAUCAUCCAUUGAAAGUAGUAACACUACUAGAGGAGUUAAAAGCGGAAUAGUGUCAUCAAGAAAGAUGGGUGAUAACAGUGAAUCUGAGGCAACUGCAAGAAGGGUCUUGGAGUGUUCUAAUGAUGCAAUUUAUGCUUCAGCAAUUCCACCACAAUCUCCUCCUGGCCUGGAUGACGUUGAGUUUGAUACAACAUUACAGACUACAAUCAUGUGAUGCCAAAAUCUUUCCCGGCUUCAGUGUAAGUUUGAAAUGUUGGGAAAGGAGAGAAGUCAUGGGAGUAAUUUGAUGUGGCAUUGCAUUUUUAAGUUUCUUGGAGCUCUUCCCGAUCAUUACCCAAGCGUUGGUGUACAUUUCAGCUGUAGAUUAUAGGUUUUAUAGAGCUAGAGAUGUAAAGCGGGGUUUGAUUCGAUUACUGAUGCUAAUUUUUUUUUUUUUUGGUUUCUUAUUGAGUAAUGGUAAUAUUUGUAAGAGUGCUUUGGGUUACAACCUUCAUUUGUAAUCUGAAGUUAUAUUCUGUGAGUCAGAUUAGUUUAACCACACUGGAAUGGUAAUAUUACAUUGUUGAGGCCAUAUUCUUCAUAUGUAAGUUGUCUUACUGUGA
Molecule: messenger RNA, 2171 nt
Organism: Mangifera indica (mango)
Lineage: Eukaryota; Viridiplantae; Streptophyta; Magnoliopsida; Sapindales; Anacardiaceae
Product: glycosyltransferase-like At2g41451
Exons: 11
Coding region: 191-1783 (530 amino acids)
Biological process (GO): response to abscisic acid; cellulose biosynthetic process
Source: RefSeq, a predicted model, not a curated record